AUGUCUACUUCAACUGAAAAAGCCCAAUUAUCAGAUAUUAAUCGAAAAAUUCGUGAAGAAAUCAUUUGUGAUGUUCUUAAUUUAUAUAAUUCAAAUCCAACAGAAGAAUCAUUUCGUCAUUAUGCUCCAAAUGCACAAUUUGAAGAUCCAUUACAAUUUUCUGGAAAUCUUUCAUCAAUUAAAUCAGCUUUUAAAUCAUUACCAAAAAUUUUUAAAGAUUCUCAAGUAACUAAAAUUGAUUCUGAUAUUGAUACAAAUCCAAUGAAGUUAAAUCUUGAAACACGUUAUGAAUGGAAAGGAAUUAAUAAAGAAACAGUUAUUCGUUCAAUUGUAUUACUUACAUUAAAUGAACAGGAACAAAUUAUUCGUCAUGAAGAACGAUGGAAUGGAGAACCUAUUCCUAAUGCUGAAUCGGGAUUUUUUGGUAGAAUUAAAGAGGCAUUACGCCAUGCUACAGGAAGUCUUGUACAUGCAAUGGUUGAUAGUGAAAAACCAGUGGAAAAAAAUUAA
Rotaria sordida is the source of this 510-nucleotide messenger RNA. The record is from the annotation of a GenBank genome assembly. NCBI's taxonomy places the organism in Eukaryota, Metazoa, Rotifera, Eurotatoria, Philodinida, Philodinidae.